This is a messenger RNA of Pseudoliparis swirei, 1936 nucleotides long. RefSeq names its product solute carrier family 22 member 21 (gene slc22a21). Lineage: Eukaryota; Metazoa; Chordata; Actinopteri; Perciformes; Liparidae. Gene Ontology annotation, cellular component: membrane. The transcript is spliced from 11 exons. The coding region runs from base 51 to 1763 and encodes 570 amino acids. The record is from RefSeq and is a predicted model, not a curated record. Gene Ontology annotation, molecular function: transmembrane transporter activity. Gene Ontology annotation, biological process: transmembrane transport.
GACCGAAGAUAAAAAGGUUCGGAGUGCAGCCGAAACCUUGUGAGGAGUACAUGAUCACAGCGCGCGCAUCGGGUCCAGCCGCGGACACCAUGACCGACUACGAAGCCGCCACCGCCUUCCUGGGCCCGUGGGGCCGCUUCCAGCGGGACGUGUUCUUCCUGCUCUGCGUGACCGUGGUCCCCAACGGGUUCAGCGCCAUCUCCAUCGUCUUCGUGGCCGACACGCCGGCGCACGCGUGCCUCGUCCCCGCGCACGUCAACCUCUCGGCGGCGUGGCGGAACAACAGCAUCCCGCUGGAGGAGGACAGCCACGGCGGCGCGCCAGUGCGCAGCAAGUGCUCCCGGUACCGGCUGGAGGACCUGAAGGCCUUCUCGGACCGGGGCUUGCUGCCCGGCCGGGACGUCGACCUGUCCAACGUGUCCACGGAGCGCUGCCUGGACGGCUGGGAGUACGACCGCAGCGUGUACACCUCCACCAUCACAACCGAGUGGGACCUGGUGUGUGACAACCGGUGGAAGAACCCGUUGACCUCCUCCGUGUUCUUCUGCGGCGUCCUGGUCGGCUCCUUCGUCUCGGGACAGCUGUCCGACAGGUACGGGAGGAAGAUCGUGCUGUUUGUGAGUCUGGCGGUGCAGACCCUGUCCACGCUGAUCCAGGUCUUCUCUCCGUCCUGGACCGUGUUCUGCCUCAUGUUCUUUAUGACCGGGAUGGGACACAUCUCCAAUUACGUGGCUGCGUUUGUGCUGGGGACGGAGAUCCUGGGCCGAGGCGUCCGGACGGCGUUCUCCACGGCCGGCGUGAAUCUGUUCUUUGGAGCGGGCUACUUGAUGCUGCCGCUGUUUGCUUACUUCUUCCGAGACUGGAGGCAGCUUCUCCUCGCCCUCACGCUGCCCGGCUUCCUGUUUGUGCCUCUCUGGUGGUUCGUCCCCGAGUCUCCUCGCUGGCUGCUCUCUCAGGGACGGGUGAAGGAGGCCGAGGCCGUCCUGAGAGACGCCGCCAAGAGGAACAACAUCCAGCCUCCGGAGGUCAUCUUCAGUCCGUUACAGAAAGAGCUUCAGUCUGAGGCGAGGAAGGCCCACAACAUCUGUGACCUGCUCCGCUCCAGAAACAUCCGCUGGAUCUCGCUCACGCUGUGGCUGGUCUGGAACAUCGUGUCCAUCGCCUACUUUGCUCUUUCCCUGAACACGGCGAACCUCCGCGGCGACGCCUACUUCAACUGCUUCAUGUCGGCAUUGGUCGAGAUGCCGGGCCACAUUCUGUCGUGGGUGAUGUUUCGCUGGUGGUCCAGACGACUGAGUCUCUUCUCAACGUUCUUCACGGCAGGAUUGUUGCUCCUCUUCAUUCAGCUCAUACCAGCAGACAUGAUUUAUCUUGCCAUAACGUUGGAGAUGAUGGGGAAGUUCGCUGUGACGAUGGCGUUUUCCAUUGUGUACGCAUACACGGCGGAACUCUACCCAACCGUGUUGAGGAACACGGCGGUGGGCGCCUGCUCCAUGGCCUCCAGGUUCGGCAGCAUCAUCGCCCCGUACUUCAUCUACUUAAGAAGCUAUUCAGUUUCACUGCCUUAUAUCCUGAUGGGAAGCAUGACGGCUCUGGCAGGGUUGCUGAGUCUCCUGCUGCCCGAGAGCUAUGGAAUGCCUCUGCCCGACACCAUCGCUCACAUGCAACACUUUCCUGGAUGUUGUCAGAAGACACCGUAUACUAUCACACACAGCGAAGAAAAGGACAACGUUGCAGACAGGAAGUCGUCGGUUGUCCCUUGAGCACGUAGGCCCACCGAUAUCCGUCUUUGAGUGAAUAAUAGUUCAUAACUGGGCGGCCAUCACGUCUCCGUCCAUGUUUCUGGAAACUCAUCAGGAAAAACUGAAGAGGAUUCUUUUGUCAUUGGAUUUUUAUGUGACCACAACGCGAGGAACGUGAGAGAAACAAUAUAAUG